AUGUUAAAAAUCCUAAUCCCAACGAUCAUAAUAAUCCCCACAACAUGACUUACCCCUAAAAAAUGACUGUGGCUAUCUACAUUAACACACAGUCUUAUCAUUGCUCUACUCACCUUAACUUGGCUUAUUUGGCCUUCUGAGACCGCUUGGUCAAAUUUAAACGGAUUAAUAGCUACAGACCCAUUAUCAACCCCCUUACUAAUUCUCACAUGCUGACUUCUUCCACUAAUAAUCCUUGCUAGCCAAAACCACACAACUAAUGACCCCCUUAAUCGACAACGAAUGUAUAUCUCACUUCUCACAUCUUUACAAGUAUUCCUUAUUUUAGCAUUCAGUGCCACAGAAUUAAUUAUGUUUUACGUAAUAUUUGAAGCCACUUUAAUCCCAACCUUAUUAAUUAUUACCCGAUGAGGUAACCAGACAGAACGGUUAAAUGCAGGAACCUACUUCCUGUUCUAUACUUUAGCAGGAUCCCUACCACUUCUUGUUGCACUACUAAUGCUUCAAAACAAAACAGGCUCUUUAUCAAUACUAACCCUACAAUACUCUAACCCCCUAAGUCUUAUUUACUUGAGUGAUAAAGUAUGAUGGGCGGGCUGUCUAAUAGCUUUCCUUGUAAAAAUACCACUUUAUGGGGUCCAUUUAUGACUACCCAAAGCUCAUGUUGAGGCACCAAUUGCAGGAUCUAUAAUCCUUGCCGCAGUACUACUAAAAUUAGGAGGCUAUGGUAUGAUACGGUUAAUAAACAUUUUAGAGCCUUUAUCUAAACAACUAAGCUACCCUUUUAUAGUCCUAGCUUUGUGGGGGAUCAUUAUAACUGGUUUAAUUUGUUUACGACAAAAUGAUUUAAAAUCCAUUAUCGCUUAUUCUUCAGUAAGCCAUAUAGGAUUGGUUACAACAGGUAUUCUUAUUCAAACCCCAUGAGGCUUCACUGGAGCAUUGGUGUUAAUAAUCGCACAUGGACUUACCUCAUCCGCACUAUUUUGUCUAGCAAACACAAAUUAUGAACGAACACAUAGCCGAACCAUAGUUCUAGCACGAGGCCUUCAAAUAAUUCUACCCCUAAUGGCCACAUGGUGAUUCACUGCUAGUUUAGCAAACAUAGCUUUACCACCCCUACCUAAUCUAAUAGGGGAGUUAAUAAUCAUCUCAUCUUUAUUUAAUUGAUCGCCUUGAACCUUAAUUAUUACAGGACUUGGGACAUUAAUUACUGCAGCAUACUCACUAUACUUAUUCCUUACAACCCAACGGGGCCCCCUAACAAACCACCUUCUCCACAUAGAACCAUCACACUCCCGAGAACACUUAAUCAUAACACUCCAUCUAAUCCCGCUUAUUCUUUUAAUCAUAAAACCUGAGCUAUUAUGAGGUUGAGUUUUCU
This is a messenger RNA of Hippocampus zosterae (dwarf seahorse), 1381 nucleotides long. The record is from the annotation of a RefSeq genome assembly. Lineage: Eukaryota; Metazoa; Chordata; Actinopteri; Syngnathiformes; Syngnathidae.